Chaetomium fimeti is the source of this 925-nucleotide messenger RNA. RefSeq lists its product as uncharacterized. The transcript has a single exon. Bases 200 to 748 code for a protein of 182 amino acids. Lineage: Eukaryota; Fungi; Ascomycota; Sordariomycetes; Sordariales; Chaetomiaceae. The record is from RefSeq and is a predicted model, not a curated record.
CCGCCAAGCAGCCCCGCGGGGUAGGUGAAAAAUCCGAGUCGGGUUUGGAGUUACGGCCAUUGGGACAUUUGGCCGAGUCCGUAUGCCAUCGGGUCGAGAUAUGACAUGACAUUGAUGUGGGCGAGGUUCGGCUCAUGCGCGAGGAUGGCCGGGUAGGACAGGCCAGGUCAAAUUCGCAGGCAGGCUGACUUGAGGGAAUAUGUACAUAUGCCGCGGGCCGCGGCCGGUUACACAGAGGACUGAGCGCGGGGCAUAUAUUCUGCCCCCGCCAUUUGCAAAGAUGCGCCGGGCCGUUGAAGGAGGGGAACGUGGAAGACUUAAUAUCUCAGCGCUGGUCUGCCUCCCGCUCGGUUGCCUUGUUUCGGUGCUGCUGUGUUUGUCUCGAUUUCAUGAAGGGGACAUGAUGAUGGGGACUUGGCCGGGACGGCAGUCUGCAAUUCCGCCACCUCAACUAUUUUACGGCCCAGAUUCCGAUGACAUAUUGUUUCGAGUGUCCAACCUCCGACGCGAGACGCGGACCAGACUCCCUACCCCGGACCGCCCAGGACUCUCCCAAUACAGCCCAGCAAGGCGUCAAAGCGGGAACCGUGCUCAUGCGAUGCCGCCUCCCGGCCGGCCGGUCAGCCAGCACCAUCGGCCGGGGCAGCGCAGUAUAACUCGCUGCAUCUACAUAAAUACCGUGCAUUCCUGCAUGUGCAUAUCUUUCACCGUCCGAGACCUCCCAUCACAUAAUCAUGACAGAGCAUAGUUUUAGUUAGUUAUACAGACGGCCCGCCGCAGGGUCGGAAGCAAAACCGCCACCACCACCGCCCACCAACACACCGGGCCGAGAGUGGCAUUGUCCGACAGCCACUUCACUUCACCAGAGUCAGACACGGUCCUUCUGGAAAAGGGCCGGCGGGCGGGCGAGCGAGUAGCGCGCCAA